This is a messenger RNA of Cercopithifilaria johnstoni, 1113 nucleotides long. Lineage: Eukaryota; Metazoa; Nematoda; Chromadorea; Rhabditida; Onchocercidae. The record is from the annotation of a GenBank genome assembly.
AUGCUGUGUGUUAAUGAUACGCCUUUAUUCGACUUGUCUGAUAAUUCAACACGUCUAUUUCUGGCUGCUUUACAAGCCUUUCAAAGCAUCUAUUCACCGGUACAUGGUUUCAUCUGUAUAGUAAUAUGUACGGUCAGCAUUGGAACAAACCUAAUACAUGUAGUGGUACUAACCAGACCAAAUAUGAGAUGCUCUGCGGUAAAUUGCGUACUAACAAUGGUUGCUUUUUGUGAUAUGGGUACAAUGGCAUCGUAUUUCAUAUAUAUUUGUCAUUUUGUACUUUUCAAAGAUAUCACUUGUGUGCCUAUUUACUCUUACUUAUGGAUGCGAUAUUUAUUAUAUCAUAUGGUACUCAGCAUUACUUUACAUACCACUUCUCUAUGGUUAAUUGUUGCAAUGGCUUUCAUCCGACAAAUGACUUUAAGAAGUGCUGUUCUGAAUAGCUAUUGGCAAAAGCCGCAGAUGGCUUGGAGAAUUUGCGUUGUGAUAUAUUUUAGUGUAUUUUUACUUUGCAUACCAACGCUGCUGGUGUACGAUGUGGUUGAAAGCGGUGAUUGGCAUCCAGCACCCCAUUGUGCUCAUGAUUUUCCCCCUAAUUAUACCGCCAAGUAUUACACAUUUCAUGUGUCAUCGUCUGCAAUGGCAAACGGAUGUCGCUUUUUUAAAUGGAAUUUAUGGAUGUUAGGAGUUAUUUUUAAGGUCAUACCUUGCAUACUCUUACUUUGCUUUUCAUCCGGUCUUAUGCUAACAUUACAUCAAACAACUAAAAAACGUAAAAUGCUAUUGAAAUGCAAUUCAUCGAAAACAAAAAGGGGUGUCACUCAGUCAGAUCGAACAUCAACGCUAUUGCUUGUCAUAGUAUUGGUAUUUUUAAUCGCCGAAAUGCCUCAAGGGAUCAUCGCCAUUAUGAAUGCUAUUUACACCACUCAUGUACAUAUAUAUAUUUACUUCAAUCUCGGUGAUAUCCUUGAUCUCCUCUCAUUGCUGAAUUCAUCCAUUACCUUCGUUCUUUACUGCUUAAUGUCUUCCAGAUAUAGAAAUACAUUCUGGGCAGUCGUGCGACCUAAGCAUCUUUUCAGGUUUAUUAUAUAUACUCCAUGCUUACUUUCUUGA